AUGCUGGACACUGGUCAAUGGAGAACCCGCUAUUGUAAUCAGGAUAUAUCUUCGCGCUUCUUGUAUCAGCCCUGCUAUAAUGAUCUGGGGCUUGAUGCUCGUUACAUAACUGAGGUCCUUUACGCUUCGGCAUACAACUCUGUGACCAACGAAGUCGACCACAAUAAAGCAGAUAAUGACUCAUAUAAAAGAGGUGGUUUAGAACAGAUUGACUCCCUUGAUGGAUUCCCGCACAACAAACGGAAUAGCCAUGCCUCCAAGGAUCAUAAAGGCGGAGAUGAUGAAGAUCGUCCAAACGAAGAAGGUGCAGGUCUCCGUAUCGGCUCUGACCCUGGUUCAACCCUGACUUGA
Lindgomyces ingoldianus is the source of this 351-nucleotide messenger RNA. RefSeq lists its product as uncharacterized. The transcript is spliced from 4 exons. Bases 1 to 351 code for a protein of 116 amino acids. The record is from RefSeq and is a predicted model, not a curated record. Lineage: Eukaryota; Fungi; Ascomycota; Dothideomycetes; Pleosporales; Lindgomycetaceae.